GAGCGUUUUGUUACCGAAGAACAGUAAUUAAAGUGGGAAUAGAAAAGUUCUGAAAAAUCGCACCAGCCUUGCAUCUUCGCGCUUACAUUACUUAUUUUUAAUAGUACAUCGCUGGUGAUUUAUUGCACUAAAGAUACAUGCAAACUUAGAGGCAACACAGUUGUGUACUUUACAUAGCACGAACCUUGAUGCAAGCCUGCAACAAAGAAAGUAGCCUAACAAAAGGGAAGACACCACCUUAACAGGAUGGGUUUAAAAAGAUGAACUUUAAGAAAGUACCUGAGUCUGCGGUUACUUUCCCUCCUCAACAGAAAAUGGGCAUGCUAAGUGUGGACUUGUUGGUUACCUUGCAGAUACUACCAGGUUUCUUCUCGAACUGCCUGUUCCUUGCGCUAUAUGACUCGGUGGUACUACUGAAGCGCGUGGUAUUACUUCUUAGCUGCUCCGGGUCGGCUGUAGGCGAGGAGUGGCAGCGCAUGCUGACUUCUGCUGGCUUGAAAUCUAUAUGGAACAGUUUUCUGCUGGAUGCCUACAAGCAGGUAAAACUCGGUGGGGAAGCACCAAACUCCAAAGUGGUUAAGGUCCCCAGUGUAAGCAGCAGGAAGCUGGGCUUCAGUAGCAGGACAGGCGAUGAGUGUAACCUGCUGGACUUUGCGUCAUCCGACCGUCCUUUAGUGGUCAACUUUGGCUCGGCCACCUGACCCCCCUUCAUCAGCCACCUGCCUGCCUUCCGGCAGCUGGUGGAAGAGUUCUCGGAUGUGGCCGACUUUCUCCUGGUCUACAUUGACGAGGCUCACCCCUCCGACAUCUGGGCGGCACCAGCAGUGGAGGCGCAUUCCUUCAAAGUACAGAAGCACCGCAGCCUUGAGGAGCGAGUUCUGGCUGCUCAGAGGCUUCUGGAACGUUUCUCCAUGCCUUCUCAGUGCCAGCUCGUAGCUGACUGCAUGGACAACAACACCAAUGUGGCCUACGGUGUGUCCUUUGAAAGGGUCUGCAUUGUUCAGAAGGAGAAAAUUGCUUAUCUAGGGGGAAAGGGACCAUUUUUUUACAAUCUGAACGAUGUCAGGCAGUGGCUUGAACAGAACUUUGGAAAGAGGCAGAGCCGGGGAAUGGAAAAAAAGAACAGAUGUCUGGAUUGCCCCUGAAUUUGUUUAUUUAAGAAAAAAAGGAAGGUAAUGUGCUUUCAGAACUGCUUUAAGGUGAACCCCUGUUCCAGCUAUCUAAGCAACCAGCAACUACCUUUCAGAAGGAAGUCACUGUUCUUCAACUUUCAACUGAAAAGUAAAAUAGGCAUAAACUCUCACCAUGAACUGAACCUCAGCAGCACACAAAAAUGGACAGUAUUUUCAGUCAACAUCAUUCACACAAGUUAUCACAUAAGUUAAUGUAGCUUUUCCCGCCAAUAUUCCCUCAUGUUUGAAAGUCAGUCUCACCUGGAGAAGAAAACCAAAAUAAUUGAACAGUCAAGAAGGCACAAAAAACAGCUUUUCUAAAUAUGAAAUUAAUUUAUUUCAGUGUGAUGGAGUUUUUAAUAUGUUAGUGUCAUUUUUACACAAUGGUGAUAUAUGCCAGUGUCUGUGCAUAAGAAUUUAAAAUGCUUUUAUUUAAGAUGGCAAUCCCCUCAUUGUCCCCUCUCUAUGUAGAUGUUUGUUUUAAUGUUUAGAAUGUGUUGCUGUACAUGCUUCACUGGCUUUGCUUAACUCCAGUUAUGCACAUUUUCUUCAAUAUUCUUCAUAAAGAGGGACAUUUUAAGGUAGCAUAUGACUUUGAUCUAUAUUCAGCAUCUAUAAAGUUUUGAGGAGUUAAGUAUAGUACACAUUAAAUUUAGAUAGGACAAAAGGUCAGAAGUUUGUGAAUUUACAUAGUUUCUUUGCUGGGACCCCUGUAGUAUUUGAAGAGCAAGGACUCCUUUGCAAGUGGAUUUGAAUGUAACAUUUCAAUUUUAGUGCAUGCUACUCUUCAUUUUAUCGUGUUCAAGGCUGGAUAGCAACAUAUUGCCUUACUGUUUGUAAACCAUUGAGACAUUUGGCAACUGAGAUGAAACAAUGUAAAAAGAGAUACGUCAUGGGAGGCAGCCAUGGCCUUAAAUCUGGGUUGUUUUAAUGGAGGUGCACCACUAGUUCCUUUGACAUGGGUGGUGGUGCAGAUCCCCAUAGGACCACUGUGUCAGCAUGUUCCAGAAUAUAUUUGACUGCCUCAGCAUAGUUCUGAGUUUUUCCAAUCUCAUUCAUGUAGUGAUGGCUGGAUUGAAAUAUUAUAGCAAAGCCAGAAUUCUCGACAGACAGUUGUUCAGGUCAAGGCGGGGCUGGUGUGUAAAUGAAAAUCACUGAUGAAAGGGUGUUAAGCUCUGUCAGUGAUUGGAUGUGAGACCACACCUAUUCUGUUGAGACUUGAAUUAAGUGCCUGUUUACAUGUUCAAACAUUGUCUUGAUACCGAUUAGAAAUUCAUUUUUUUUUGAUCCCAAGUAGUGCAAACAGCUGCUUUUCUAAUUGAGGAAUAAAUAAAUAAAUACAAAGCUUUGCUGCUAA
Messenger RNA from Anguilla rostrata (American eel), 2529 nucleotides. Its product is annotated as type II iodothyronine deiodinase-like. Lineage: Eukaryota; Metazoa; Chordata; Actinopteri; Anguilliformes; Anguillidae. The record is from RefSeq and is a predicted model, not a curated record. The transcript is spliced from 2 exons. Gene Ontology annotation, biological process: thyroid hormone metabolic process. Gene Ontology annotation, molecular function: thyroxine 5'-deiodinase activity.